Molecule: messenger RNA, 3121 nt
Organism: Drosophila navojoa
Lineage: Eukaryota; Metazoa; Arthropoda; Insecta; Diptera; Drosophilidae
Gene: CrzR
Product: corazonin receptor
Biological process (GO): neuropeptide signaling pathway
Cellular component (GO): plasma membrane
Molecular function (GO): corazonin receptor activity
Source: RefSeq, a predicted model, not a curated record
AUCGAGGAGCUAAAAUCAUUUUGAAUAUGCAACCAAGCCAAGAGCUCAAGAGCUCAAACCCACAAGAGCACUACUAAACCACCGAAACCACUACUAAGCUCGUGCUGCUGCAACAAAGUAUUACAUACACAUAUAGAAAUACUAAAUAAUGGAUUUUGAGGAUUCUCCACGUCUUCGACUACCUGUUAGCAACUCGUCUGCCGUUGCUGGAGCUGCCGAUCUGCUGGACAGUGCAGCAUUCAAUGAAACGGAUAGCAAUUGGUCCGCAGCAGCGAAUUUCACUCGGCUUUUCGUUGCAGCCGUCACGGAGGUGGCUCCCAACAUAGCCAACUACACGCUCAACAUACUGGAUGCUGGCCUUGCCCUGGCCACAGAAGCCACAGCCACCUCAGAGGCUGCGGCUGCUAACAGUAAUGGAAACUCUGAGGCGGCUUAUGCCAUUAUGACCAAUUCACGCCUGAAUAGCUCAACGCUCGGUCACACCAACAGCUUGCACGAGUUAUCGACGUUGGCGGAGCAGGUGCCGGAGCAUGUAAUGGACCAUGCACCACAGCUGUCACGCUCUGGCAUGCUCAAGGUUUAUGUGUUGGCUGUGAUGGCACUUUUCUCAAUGCUCGGCAAUCUGCUGACCAUAUGGAACAUAUACAAGACUCGAAUCACGCGACGCAACUCUCGUCACACAUGGAGCGCCAUCUACUCGCUAAUGUUUCACUUGUCCAUUGCUGAUGUCCUGGUCACCGGCUUCUGUCUGAUUGGCGAGGCAGCCUGGAGCUACACGGUUCAGUGGCUGGCAAAUGAGCUCACUUGCAAGCUGGUGAAGCUGUUUCAAAUGUUCAGCCUGUACCUGUCGACCUAUGUGCUGGUCCUCAUCGGCGUCGAUCGCUGGAUAGCUGUCAAGUAUCCGAUGAAGUCGCUCAACAUGGCCAAGCGCUGUCAUCGGCUGCUCGGCGGCACAUAUAUACUCUCGCUGGUGCUCAGCCUGCCGCAGUUCUUCAUUUUCCAUGUGGCACGAGGUCCUUUCGUCGAGGAGUUCUAUCAGUGUGUGACUCACGGCUUCUACACGGCCGACUGGCAGGAGCAGAUGUAUGCUACCUUCACGCUCGUCUUCACUUUCCUGCUGCCCUUGUGCAUACUCUUUGGCACCUACAUGUCAACCUUUCGAACCAUCUCAAGCAGCGAAAAAAUGUUCCAGGGCUCCAAAUUGGCCAACUAUUCGACAACGAAACAGCUGCCCACGCAGACGAACCGGCAACGUCUAAUACACAAGGCGAAAAUGAAAUCGUUACGAAUCUCAGUGGUGAUCAUUAUCGCCUUCCUCAUUUGCUGGACACCCUACUACGUAAUGAUGAUUAUCUUCCUGUUCUGGAAUCCAGAUAAAAAGCUGGGCGAUGAGUUGCAGGACGCCAUCUUCUUCUUCGGCAUGUCCAACAGCCUCGUUAACCCGCUCAUCUACGGCGCCUUUCAUCUCUGCCCCGGCAAGGGCAACAAAUCCGGCACGGGCGGUGGAAACAACAAUGCAUACAGCUUAAACAGAGGUGACUCACAGCGCACUCCCUCGAUGCUGACGGCUGUUACCCAGGUGGAUGCAGGUGGCAGCGGAAGGCAUCUGCGCACCUUCCGCCAGCAGAGCUACUACCGCAGCUCCAGCAACGGCACCACCGGUGGACCAUUCAAGGAACAGGUGGGCUUGCUGCAGGUCGGCAGCUCCUCAGGAUGCGCAGCCACGCCUCAGAUGAUGAGGAAAAGCUCAACAGUGCGCAGCCCACAUCCCAAUCACAGCUCGGCGAUCGCUGGCCGGCACUCGGGCUGUCUGCGCGAGCAGGAACAGCUGCUGCUGCAGUCGACGCCGUCCACGCUGGUGCUCAACUACGACAGCCAGCGCGGCGGCGUUGGCGUGGGCGUGGCCAAUGGACACAAGCUGCUGACGGGUAUCAGCCACCUGACGGACAACAACGAACGGGUGUCGAGUGUGUGAGCAGAGCUAGCGGCGAUGGUGACGGUCGAGGCAGAGGUGGGUGCGACAAUGCGCGCGGUGGAGGAUGCUUGCUCCUGCUGCCGUUGCCUGAGCCAGGAACUAGUGCGGCGCCAACAGGAACUCCUAGAGUCAACCGGCUCGCCCGCACAAUAAACCAGUCUAAGAUGCUGUGAAAUGUACAGUUAAAACGAAGCGACCACCUGGCGUGAUGCGCGACUCUUCCAGUACUCGAGAGGUUGUUCAAGAUUGCGUUGCCAGCGGGGUGGAGCGGAACGGAGCAUGACGCUGUCGAUGAUCAGAUCAUCGAGCCGUGCAACAUUUGAUUAGUUAAACUAACUGAGAGUUAAGUCUUUGAACACUGUUCGUGUGCGUAGUCGUAACCGUAGGCUUACUUAAAUAGCGAGUGUAGGACAUAAGAGUGUGGCUGACAACUAAGGGCGUGACCGGAGAGAUUCGUGCCGGUCCAUAACUAUAUAUAUGCAUAUUCAAUUAUAUAUGUAUUUGUGUGUGAGUGACUGAGUGAGUGAGUGUGAGUGUGUCUCUGUUUGUAAAAAGGGGAGUCUAAAUGUAAAUUUGAUGAUAUUUUAAUCGCCACAGAGCUCAGCUGUGCGAGUAUUCAUUUCGAAUGCGGGGAAAAAACACGUUUUAUGCGAUGCCAAUUUAUGUAUAUGCAAUUUUAAUUACCUAGUGACAUCGCUAUACAACUAUAUAUAUUAUAUAUACAUACAAUAUAAGCAGUAUCAAAUGCGGAGCAUAGGCAGAGUAGUUACUAGCUGAAGUCGGACAAGGAACACCACACUAGCUACCGAAAUUAGUUGUAAUGUUAUUGCGAAUUUUAGCUACCCGGAUUAGUGCGGCAGCUGUAGUCCAAGCAGGUUAAUUACAUCGACUAAGCCCCUAUAAUACUUGUAAGAUGUAUGUACUUAACUUAUAUAGGUUUACGCCAUUUGUGCAUACAGACAAACAUUUAUAUAUAGGUAUGUGUGUGCUGCCAAAAUUAAUGCACAGGCUGUCCAUGUUGAAGCUUGAUAAAUGCCUUAGGGAUUUCUGGAGGCCUCAAUUAAAUUUUAUUUCUUCACACAGAAAAAACUCAUAAUUAACAAAAAAUUGUGUUCUAGUCGGGACUAGUCGGCGAGAAGAAAUCUG